Molecule: messenger RNA, 7934 nt
Organism: Porites lobata
Lineage: Eukaryota; Metazoa; Cnidaria; Anthozoa; Scleractinia; Poritidae
Source: the annotation of a GenBank genome assembly
AUGAAAGGAAUAUUUCAGUCAGUCAUCUAUAUCGUUGGUGCAGCGCUCAUUGUCACAUGUAUGCCAUCUCAAAACGACCAAGGUAAAUGUAGUAACUAAUCCCCAGUAAAUUCACCGUAAAAUCCCACCUCAAAGCCCUAGGCCCGGUUCCUCGAAAAAUGGUUAAGUUUAACCCAGGAAUAAGCCAAAUUUCAAGCAAGGUUUUCUAGUCUAAAAACAUAUAAACUCGAGCUAACAACGUUCGGCUCUAACUAAGAAUUAACUGUUAAUUUUAGUAUAAGGGAGGAGUAGGUGGGUAUUUUCCCAGAAACCUAAAUUGAUCUACAACAAAAUACUGUUGUGCCUUUACUUCGAACUGAAAGGAAAUGAUAACACAAAGUUUUGCUCCAGGCAAUGCAUAGCACGGUAAAUAGAAAAAGUGGAAAAAAAAUUAAUCCUGCCAUUUUUAGCGCUAAUUGCCUUUCAGGAACCUGGCCCUGGACUUAUAAAACUUCAUAAGGGGUUUUGGGUGGGCUCAUAAAUUGGGGGGAUUAUAGCCGUGGGGGGAGGGGGGGCAUAUAAGCGGAAUAAAAAAAACGACGAAAUAAAAUUAAACGUAUCUGAGAAACACAUUAAAGCAAACAUACCAUUACAUGUAGAGUUACAUUUUAUACAUUUAUUGUGCGUCACAAUUAAUGAAGAAAGUAUUUCAAAAACAUCUAUAAAACACUUAUGCGACUGGAACUACUGGAAAGGAACAGAACGACAGUAAAAAAAAACUACAAGCCUUAACGUUUUCAAUUUGCCGUGAAACGGCCCUGUAUUUCAUUGUUCAGUUGUGUUGGAAAUUAACAUUGGAACAGAACUCGUGGCGUUGUUAUAUGAGCAUGAACAUUUCUUUCUUUCUUUGGUAUCAGUGUGAUUAUUGUUCUCAAGUCCACAGCCUCUUUUUUUACCGGGAAUCGGGAAUCCACAGCGUAAAAUCCAGAUUUCAAGACUGUCUUUUACUGCGAUACUUGGGGCGAUGUAGCUAUCGACCUCGCCCGUGUAAGCAGUCUUUGAAACCGCUAAUCAGAAAACGUCGUCUUUAUAGUUAAACUAAGCUUUUGUAUUGUGACAAACUUAGAUUUUCCAGCACCAAUUCUCGUCACAGUAAGCUGGGACACCCGGUGCUGUACACAUAAUUCCGACAAAAAGUUGUGCUCCUUCCCUCCCAGUGUUGAUUUUUUUGCUUCUGUGAUGUCAACUCGCCAAAACCGACGUUGAGGGCGCAGAAAAUAUCCCCACUGUCCCAACUAAUGUCACGAGUAUUGAAGGUACAGUACGUUUUGUCCCUCGCGCAGCAGCUUCCAAUCACAUGCGCACAGCAAUCUACUGAAUACCGCCAGAAAUAUAAACCCUUUUUUUCUCUGCUCUCAUUCUUUACGCUGAUAACGCUUUCUUCUGCAGAUUCAGAUUCGUGAAUUGCAGCGCGCAGCCCUUAAUACGACGUUUCUAUUGGUCAGCUCACUAUGAUGGUGAUUGCUUUUGAAGGCAGCCCAAGAAAAACGCCGACAUUCUGCGACACCACUGUUGGUUUUCCCGCGAAAUCACGUCUGGGGAACGAGCGCAAAAACUCCAUACUGAUGACGAGUCACUUCCCAAAUCUGGGUAGUGUUUCUGAUUGGUUGUAGCAAAUUUCCCACGUGGCACGACCAAUUAAAAACACUGCUAACAUCUGGGUAGUGACACGUGAUCAUUAUGGAAUUAACGAGGCUCGUCCCUCAGAAGUCAUUUAUCGCGGAAACUGGUGGUGACGUCGGUUAAAUGUCGACUGUCGACUAUUUUGGACGUUGAUACGGUUGGGUCUAAAAAAGCUUACAAAAACAUUCAACAAAGAGGCCGGGGUGACGGGCCUUUUAGCCAUUGAAAUUUUUUAAGAAUGAGACAGAGAUCUUUAUUUCGUGUAUUGAUUUGAGAAACUUGUUUCAUUUCUUAGUAAAUAUCUGCGAUAUCAAACCCGAAUAUCGGUAUGAAUGUGGAUGGUUUGGAAUAGAUCAAGGAACAUGUGAGAAGAAAGGCUGUUGUUGGGACAGUACUCAUCCAGAUGCCCUCUUUUGCUACAACUCAAAACUCGGCCCACGUAAGUUUGUGAGCAUUUGAUUUAAAGCAUUACAACUCUUUCUAGUAUCACCCAACUACUAUCCUGCAUUUUAAUUAACUGAGCAACUAGGAGGCUAUAAGUAAUAGUCCGGGAGUGGCGAAAUUCGGCGGGUUUGAAAACUGAUCAAAACAAUGGCGGCCGCUUCGCGUUUUUUCGAGCUUUCAAAUUAGUUUCUAGAUAAAUUGCUAGACAAUUAAAUUCCAGAAAAGACUAAAACAGCAACGGAGUAUGGAAUGAAGAUAUUUAGUUGUAAGUUAACCUUUUUUACCACACGAAAUUACAAGCAUUUAACAUGGUUUCGAUUUAACGGUUACCAUCAAUUCAAAACAAAAAACCUUUUUUCGAUCGGCGUUUUCAGUAUAUUGUCACAUUUUUUAUUACAGAAUUAUUUCCAGAUAAGACAAAAUUCAAAACAGUUAUACAAGAGAUGUAGGAGGAAGAGUUAAAUGAAUAUCUCACAAUGUUUUACGCCUAAUUUAAUUUUUCAUUUUAACUUCUAAAUAUCGUUUAUUGUGUAGCAUAUCGCGAUAUAUAGUGACCGAUCACCCCAAAAGGGGACUGGAAACUAGACCUUAAAAGGCUUUUUUUUUAAAAAAAAACUAGCCAUACGACCUCUUCUCAAGAGGAUCUCAGGAUUUACUUAGUACGUAGAAAUUAUUGUUUUUAGAAAGAGAAAACUCCUGUAGAAAAUUGCAAAAGGCAAAAACACAAAUAAAAUGGCCCAAGGUACGGAUAUUAGCAUGAAAGAAAAUAUUAUUAUUUUUACGUUUAAAGUUAACUGGAGGCUUGUUUAACUGUAUUAACCCUCGGACGUAGGAGGAGGUUUUUCUGCGUUUUUUCCUAGAAGAUAAAACAUCAUCACCUGACGUUUUCAGUAGCUGUUCGUUCAUCCCUCGCACAAAUUUUGAGACAAGUUCAGUAAUGGUCAGUUUCUAUGGUUACGAGAUAUGACGUCAUAAGUAGCAGGUGGUCAAGCCAUUUUUGGGUGAAAAUACAUGUUUUUUUAACUUCUUUUAACAAUAAAAGUAAAUCUUGUGGCUAAAAUCAUGCAAAGUUCUUAUUUAUGUGUUAUUUUUCAUGUAAAGUACAAAAAAUUAAUAUUUCUCGCGGUUUUAACCUGAUUUCUAAUUCUUGGUAAAAUCCAAGAUGGCGACUAUUGUUGUUGACGUCACAUUCCUCUACCAGCACAACUACCCUUAAAAUAUAUCUCAUCUUGUUCAGAAAAUCAAAGGCUUUUCGCUAAAGGUAAAAUCGUUUCGAAAUACCCCAAACUCCGGGGAAGGGGUUCUUUCCCCCCCCCCCCCCCUUUGUACCAAGGUGGGGGUAUGAAUUUGCGUCACGUCCGAGGGUAAAGGUAGUUAACAAUUUUCUAGUUCUAAAUCACUUUUGUUUCAGUCCUUGCAGUUCAUGAAAGUAUUGUGGGUCAUGGCACUAUUGUAAAGCUUUUUGUUGAUGCUUUUAAGAACAGUUUUGGUUGGAUUUCCACCGACUUCACAUCUGGAUGAGCGAAUGAAAGAAUUUUCACAAGCUUCGCUUUUGUAUCACGUGUUUCAGAAACGUGUCAGAUAUGUGAAUUUUUAUUAUGUAAAUUUUGCGCAAUCGAGCUUGGUCCAUUACUUUUCCAAAUAUUUUUUAACAAGUAUUUCUUAUCUUUAUAAUUGCUUUUUGUGCGACUUGUUGGGUGAAACUAAAACAAUUAGACCCUUUGCCCUCAAGGGCUACAGGUCAACAUCCUAUAAGGCGAAUUGACCCGUACCCCUUUGGGGCUAGGGGUCUAUCUCGAACGGGGCACUUUAAAGAAGAUUCUCCACUCACAAUGUUUUUAAAAAAACAAAAGAUUUUAUUUUUGCAAACGGACCGAUGAAAAUCAAGGUCGGCUCCUGUCAAGGUUCAACUAUGCAACCGUUAAAAACUUUAAAACUGCUUGAACUUACCUGACCUCUCAGGAAACAGCCAUCAGAUUCAUGAAUGUUAUUAGCCCGUUGCGAAAAAAAACUUAAGAAUAUUUUGUUUUCGAAAAAACGUCGUGAUUGGAUAAUCUUCUUCCAGGUGCCCCAGUCUGAGUAGUUGCACUUGCAAAUAUAGUUUCUUUAUCCUUGAAUAGUACUGAAUAUCAAAAAAGCAAAUUGCUCCAUGGAAAAGUACUGAAAGGGCGGUUUCUUAACUGAAGGAAAGUUUAUACCCACGUUAAGCUCCGUUCAUUUAGCCAAGAUACUUGAAAUAAUAAAUGUAUUGUGUUUCCACCUUGGUUAUGCGUGAAAGUGGUGCAACAUGAUAUGCUCAUUUGACCCCCCCUCCCCCCCCCUAAAAAAAACAAUUCCCAAGUCCCCGUAAUAGUGACCAACAUCAAUUUUCUCCUAACAAUCUUGAUCUAUACUCAGGAGAAAAGGUUAUGAGAGUAAAUAACCUGAUUGGUGGAACGUAAGGUACAGCGUUUACAUUCUUUGCAUUUUUUAAUUAUCUUGUGUUUUGUAACUUACAGCCCCUACGUGUGACGUGCAAUCUAAAAACCGUUAUGAAUGUGGAUGGCUGGGAAUCGACAAACAAACCUGCUUGAAGAGAGGCUGUUGCUGGGAUGAAAGCGAUCCAAACGCAAAGUACUGCUACGUUAAAGGAAACUCGCGUAAGCUUUGAUUAGGUCACAGUACAGCUAAGAGAGGCCCUGUAAAAAAGUUUGGUGACAGCGUUUAUGCGACUCAAAAUCCUGCAUUCUCGCAAGUUUUCGAAACACGUCACAAACUUACGCUUAAGGUUAUGAGCUCCGACGCUUAACAUUUCCUUGAUAUAGGAAAAUUGAUUGGACGACUUCGUAACCAGGAGCAAAUAUUUUCCAGUUAAAAGUUCUUUUUUUCAUUUUGAAACAAUUGAAGAUAAAUUUGCAUUAAUGGCAGCCCAAAGAUGUUCCACUUUCGUUACAGUACCAUACAAUAGAUAUAGAAUACAAUGUAAUGCAACGUGAUACAAUAAGCUAAAUACAAAUAAUAUAUACAUUUAUACAACUGUCUUUCAAAAGUAAAUUUUUCUGAGCCUGCGAUCACUUGAAUACCUUCACUUGUCUGCGGAAAACUAUAAAAAACAUGUCUCCUCACAGUUGUACACCUGAGCUCGCCAUACAGUCAUGUGACACUGGUCAGCGGGUAUUCUAUGAAAGUUGACAGCUGUUAAUUGAUCAUAACAUGGAUGUAGAGUCAGACCCUUAACAUCCGCUUACAUGAGCGGGCGGACGUACGCAAGUACGUACGAACGAUUUUCUCAGAACCAAAAUUUCUUGGAUGCAUGGAUAACUGAAUUUUCUUACCCAUGGUGCUCCGUUGCGCAAGAGCUCCACCAUAAAUACGUACUACUAUUUUGUUAAGAAUCAUCACUGGUUAAUAAAGGGUAUACGGAUGUUAAAAUCUAUACAGAUCUUCCUGAUGGACUUUGUCCCGUGGCUCCAUCUGAACGUGUGGAAUGUGGAUAUUAUGGGAUAACAAAGGAGGAAUGUCUUAACAGAGCAUGCUGCUGGGAUGAAACAGUUACAACGCCCGGUGCUAGGUGGUGCUUCAAACAGCCGAGUAAGUUGAGUUCGUAAAGUAAAAGUCCUAGCGUACACGUUUAAUCAGGUGUACAAAGUCAUACAUUCGGAGCUUAAAGGAGCUGUGUCACGAAAUUCAGCCAAAUUAGGACAUUACAAAAUGUCCGUUAAAUUAAGAGAAACAUGAAAAUAACCGCUUAACAUAACAGAAACAACAGAUGCCACGGAUGGGCAAAACUGUAGAAGACUGAAAAGGAUUGAAAUUAGGGUUUUUGAAAACUGUUCAGCCUAACAGUUUAUCAAAGUUGAUCCCUGGUGCUUGCAACUUAAAAAAUAAUGCUCAGGAGGCAUAUUUGUUUUCUCGGAUCUCUGAUUUUGUCAUUUACCUGUAAUUUCAUUGCUUACUUUAAGUUCCAUAGCGACUGAGGGCGAGUAAUUGGCAAAAUUAAACAAAAUGAACUGGACUGCCGUGACAGCCCCUUUAACUCGGUGGUAAAACGGCCAACAAAAACGUGCAACUUGUUUUGCAACAUUGCUGCAGACAAGUUGAAAAGCGAUGUUGCUUGUUUUACCACCCACCUUCAAACCUGCCUUGCAACAAAUCAGGUUCUUGAUGGUUGCAAACAUUUGUUGCAGAAACUAAAGAGUGGUUCUACUUUUUGUAACAACAUCUGUACAUGUUGCGCGAUUUAGCGGCCUAGCCUCGUCCUCACGGUUCACUAUUUUUUUUUUUUUUAACAGGAGUUUAGGCUUAGCAACUAACCAAAUUACGACAUACAAUGAACACCUUACGAGUUUCAGUCUGCCAAUCAAAAAUAUCAUCUUUUCCAAAUGAGGACAUAACCCACACAACCUAAAAAUAGAACAUGAUCUGAUCUUUUUCUUACUUGUGACAUCUCGCUCUUAAAUUAUUUCUGCGCAAAAAGCAAUAACGACCCCAAUAACAUAUUUAUUUUUUGGACAUAAAAACAGAAGUAAUGGAGAGGAGAAGGGUGACCUCAGGUUACCAUUGUACCAAAAUUUCUGGAUCACAACAAUCUUUCUUGACAGAGACGGUCAUUUGCAUUGUCGAACGAUGGAAGAAAAGUAUGGGCUACUGUUUUGUUCCUGAGUGUGAUCAUGUACAGGAAAGUCAGACAUGUCAACCUUUUCGCUAUUUUCUGUCAUACACCUAUUUGCAAUAAGGUUGUCAUAGAAAAAAGCAAAAGGCAAAAAGCCAAAUAGGCAUUAAUUAGCAUUUAAUUAUCAUCGCUUGCAACAUUUCCAACACACACGCUUAUAGCUGAAUAUUAAUCACGUAACAUGAGCUAGAGAAAUCAUUUGCAUCAGUUUCUUGGUGUCAUUCUAAUGUAAUUCGAGGCUGAUUCAUCUAGCGGAUUUCAAACGUGCUCUAAUUACAAACGUACAUCGGAUAACUACCCCCGCGUCUUUUCGUUUAAUGCUAAAUAGAAAAGCCAGUCUGCGUAUGGUUUGUAGUGCACCACACCAUCAGAUCACAAUUUUCAAGCAACAAAUCAGGGGCGUACGCAGGACUUUCCAUCGCGGAGAGGGUGAGGCAUUCCUCAGCCAGUCCCUCUCCCGCGCCACAAAAAGCUUCGUUUGUUAGGACCCUUUUGUUACACACAUUAGUGUUUCUUCUGCGGAAUCUUACAGCGCGGAAUUACAGAAUUAUUUCUUGUUAUUGUGACUGACUUCUUAAAUAAUUGUUAUAUUAUUAAAAUACGCAAAUGUAAAUCACAUGGCUAAUUAAUUCCUAUUUGGCUUUUUGGUUUUUGCUUUUUGCUUUUUUCUAUGACAACGUUAUUGCAAUUAGGUGUAUCUGCAUGACCACGGAUUGUUGAGACCCAGAAACCGUGGCAACCAAGGCAACAUGAUCUAACGACUUCUCCUCUCUAUAUUAUUUAUACAGUCUAGAAGCAGACUCGUACCCAGUCGCUAUUUAAGUGUUUUGGGGGGUGAGAGAAGAUUGGGGAUUAAGUUGAGGCGCGCGCAGAGUCUCAUGGGCUAUUUUUCCUUCUUUCCUUCCCAUGAGACCCUGCGCGCACCUCUACCUAAUCCCCAAUCUUCUCUCACCCCAAAAAACACUUAAAUAGCGACAGGGUACGAGUCUGGUCUAACUGGUACCGUUAGGUUAAUAGUAUGAUCAUCGUGUGGUGCUAUUCAUUUCUAGUUGAUAAUCCACCUCUUGGUUGCUACGUAUACCACGGUAUCGGAGGUACCUGCAAGUACGUAUGUGAUCAAAAUGAAAGGAAAAUCUAUGGAAUGUCUCAGUGUAAAGGCCGUAUCUGUUGUGUUUAA